AUGUCUGACGACGUAGGAACAUGGCAAAACGUUCCCCUCGCACCACCAGAUAGCAUCUUCAAGCUCACCGCAGCGUAUAAAGCUGACACGUUUGCUCGCAAGAUCAAUGUUGGCGUAGGUGCUUAUAGAGAUGAUGAUAAUAAACCUUGGGUCCUUCCCGUCGUCAAGAAGGCAACUGAAAUCUUGUUGAAUGACCCGUCGCUCGAUCAUGAAUACCUUCCGAUCACUGGUCUGCCGGAGUUUACAAGCGCUGCGGCCAAGCUCAUCCUUGGUGCCAGCUCGCCGGCUAUUGCUGAAGGUCGUGUGACUAGUGUGCAGACUAUUUCAGGAACGGGUGCGAACCACCUUGGAGCACUCUUCUUGUCUAGAUUCUACCAAUGGAAUGGUGAGGCCAUCAUUGGAUUGAGUAGCCCAACAUGGGCCAACCAUCACGCAAUCUUUAAGAAUGUUGGCAUCAAGCCAAUCGAUUAUCCCUAUUACGACCCACGUACGAUCGGUCUGGACUUUGAAGGUUUCCUCUCGGCCCUCCGGAAUGCCGUCCCACGAUCUGUAUUCCUCUUGCACGCAUGCGCACAUAACCCGACCGGUGUAGACCCCACCGAAAAGCAGUGGGAAACCAUAGCCGAUGUCUUCCUCGAAAAAGGCCAUUAUGCUUUCUUCGACUGCGCAUAUCAGGGAUUCGCAAGUGGCGAUUUGGAUAGAGAUGCCGUUGCCGUUCGGUAUUUCGUUCAGAGGAAGGUCCCCCUGCUUGUGUGCCAGAGUUUUGCGAAGAAUGCUGGGCUGUAUGGAGAACGUGUGGGUGCACUGCAUGUCGUGGCAGCCUCGCCCGAUGAGGCGGCCCGUGUGAAGAGUCAACUUUCGGUUCUCCAGCGGAGCGAGAUUAGCAAUCCUCCAUCACAUGGUGCUCGCAUUGUAUCCUUGAUACUGAACAAUCCCGAUCUAUUCGAGGAGUGGAAGCGAGAUAUCAAGACGAUGGCGCACCGCAUCAUCAACAUGCGCCACGAGCUUCACGGUCUUCUCACUCAGGAGUUCAAAACCCCUGGAAACUGGGAUCACAUCAUCAGCCAAAUCGGAAUGUUCUCGUUCACUGGGCUCAAUGUCGUGCAGAGCACGGCUCUCGUUGAGAAAGCGCGUAUAUACCUUACCUCAAAUGGUCGUAUUUCCAUGGCGGGGUUGAACUCGAAGAACAUUCGAUACUUUGCUGAGAGUCUUGAUAAGGCUGUUAGAGGAACGCUGUAG
This is a messenger RNA of Cantharellus anzutake, 1239 nucleotides long. Its product is annotated as aspartate aminotransferase. Gene Ontology annotation, biological process: L-aspartate biosynthetic process. The coding region runs from base 1 to 1239 and encodes 412 amino acids. Gene Ontology annotation, molecular function: pyridoxal phosphate binding; L-aspartate:2-oxoglutarate transaminase activity. The transcript is spliced from 7 exons. Lineage: Eukaryota; Fungi; Basidiomycota; Agaricomycetes; Cantharellales; Hydnaceae. Gene Ontology annotation, cellular component: cytosol. The record is from RefSeq and is a predicted model, not a curated record.